AUGCACGACCUUCGUUAUUCUGGAACUUUGCACGAUGAGUCCGAAUCAGCCAGCUUCGAUGCAGGCGCUCAAAGCCACUUUAGUUCACAUCUCGAGCCAGUAAUUUCCAAACUGGCAAGUAUCCAUGCACCUCCAGAAUUCGAAGUUUACUGGGACUUUGAAGACCCCGAAAAUCCUCGCCUUUGGCCACUUUGGUACAAAGGCCUCACUGUCGCUGCAAUGAGUCUUGGUGCUACAGUGGUGAGUCUCUCCAGCACACUCUACACAUCUGGGAUUCCAGGACUCCAAGAAGAUUUCCACAUUUCGAAGAUCGUGGCCCUCCUUGGUGUCACGACAUAUCUUCUAGGAAUGGGGAUAGGCAGCAUUAUCUUUGCUCCACUCAGUGAACUUGUCGGACGGCGACCAGUUUAUAUUAUCUCAAUGAUAAUAUUUUUGUUGCUAUUGCUGCCGAGUGCUUUAGCCCAAAAUAUCGAGUCAAUCCUCGUGAGCAGAUUCUUUGGGGGAUUCUUUGGGAGUGCAUUGAUGUCAAAUUCGCCUGCAUCUGUGAAUGACAUCGUCUCGGAUAAGCACCGGGCUUUAGCAUUCGGCUUCUGGUCUAUCGGACCCACCAAUGGCCCUGUAUAUGGCCCAAUCAUAGGAGGGUUCGUGUUCCAAUAUCUCGGCUGGAGGUGGACAAAUUGGAUUGUUCUCAUCAUUGGGGGUGUGGUCCUGGUCUUGAUAUCCUCUGUUAAGGAAACAUACGCCCCCGUGAUUUUGAAAAGACGUGCUGCUAGAAAACGAACAGAGACACAGAACUCAAAGUGGUGGACACGCUAUGACGAUAGCGUCAGUUUUACAUCUUCACUGAAAAUCAGUCUCAAGAGACCUUUUGUGAUGCUCCUUACAGAACCAAUAUGUAUGUUUUGGGACGGUUACGUCGCGAUUGUCUAUGGAAUCCUUUACCUAUGUUUCGUCGCAUACCCAAUCGCUUUCCAACAAGAACGUGGGUGGUCGCCAGGUUAUGGUGGUCUUUCGUUCGUGGGUAUUGGUGUUGGUGUAUUGAUUGCCAUUGCAUGCGAACCUCUGUUUCGUAAAGUGAUCAAUCUUCACCGCAAGGAUCCAGAAACCGGAAUGGUACAGCCAGAAGCUAUGGUCAGCAUCGUUUUCUUUGGUGCUACUCUUCUAGCCAUUGGCCAGUUAUGGUUUUCCUGGACUUGUACUCCAAAUUUCCACUGGGUUGUGCCCAUUUUAGCUGGUGUUCCAUUUGGAGUGGGCAAUGCAUGCGUCUUUAUUUACGCCUCGAAUUACGUUGCCCGUUCCUAUGGAAUCUACGCCGCAUCUGCUCUUGCAGGGAAUAUGUUCACUCGCAGUGUCAUGGGAGCCUUCCUCCCGCUUGCAGGCCCAUCAAUGUAUGGGGUUCUAGGCUUGAAUUGGGCAAGUACAAUUCUAGGAAUCGUCGAGGGAGUAUGCAUCUUGAUACCCGUUGUCUUCUACUUUUACGGACACAGAAUUCGUAAGGCGAGUCCCUUUAUCAAAGAGGUAGAGAAACUGCAGGCAGCUUGA
Messenger RNA from Penicillium griseofulvum, 1542 nucleotides. Its product is annotated as MFS transporter. Gene Ontology annotation, biological process: transmembrane transport. Bases 1 to 1542 code for a protein of 513 amino acids. Gene Ontology annotation, molecular function: transmembrane transporter activity. The transcript is spliced from 2 exons. Lineage: Eukaryota; Fungi; Ascomycota; Eurotiomycetes; Eurotiales; Aspergillaceae. The record is from RefSeq and is a predicted model, not a curated record.